CAAACCUCUUCCAAACAGUGGUAUACCACCCUUACAAAAAUGACCGACUUUAAAAUUGCCAUUGAAAGAAUCAACUCAUUGCAAACGAAUGCUUCUCUACUCGAGAAACUGAGAAAAGCAGGCCCGCGCGCAAACGAAUUAAGUCUGCCUGAAAUGAGAGACUACUUUAAACGUAUUGGCUACGAGGUCAAAACUUUCGAUAAAUUGAACGUAAUUCACGUGACAGGAACCAAAGGAAAAGGUUCUACUAGUGCAAUUACCCAGUCUAUCUUGCGUAAUUGUUCGGACGAGAAGCCUAUCCGAACCGGUCUAUUUACCUCUCCUCAUCUCAUUUCUGUUCGUGAGAGGAUCAGAAUCAACGGCGAGCCCGUGAGCGAGGAGCUGUUUGCAAAGUAUUCCAACGAAGUGUGGGAUAGACUAGAAAGUACAAAGGAAGAAGCAUUGAUAAAGGCCGGUCUGAGUGAGAAGGAUUUAAAGGCUUCUUUGAGAGACCAGAGACAGCACCCAGAUAAGCCCAUAUACUUCCGCUACUUGACUUUGGUGGCUUUCCAUACAUUUAUUCAGGAAAAGGUUGAUGUUGCUAUCCUUGAAGUUGGUGUCGGUGGAGAGUAUGACUCUACAAAUGUUGUGGAGCGUCCUGUUGUAUGCGGUAUUACAGCAUUGGGAUUGGAUCACGUUGGUGUUUUGGGUCACACUAUUGAUAAAAUUGCAUGGCACAAGGCUGGUAUUAUCAAGAAUCACGUUCCUGCUAUUGCAUUCGAGCAACUUCCUGAGGCCAUGCAAGUAAUUGAAGAAAGAGCUAAAGAGAAGGAGGCUCCAUUACAAGUCUUGCACGCCCGUGAUAUUGAUGCUUUGAAGGACGUAGAAAUUGGAUUGGCUGGUGUUCACCAAAAAUACAACGCAUUGACUGCUAUUGCACUUUGCAAGAUCUGGUUGAAGCACUGUCGUCAAAUUGAGCUUACAGAGACUGUUCCGGCUGGAUUCAGAAAGGGUCUCGCAAAUGUAAAGUGGCCUGGACGUGGUCAACAGCUUUGCGCGACAGAAACAAAGUAUGCUUCCCAAAUCCCCAACCCCCGAGACGUAACAUGGUAUCUUGACGGUGCCCAUACCCUCGAGAGUCUCCAAGUGUGUGUAGACUGGUUCAGACAAGUAGCAAAAGACAAGAAGGAUAUUAAGGAUGUGUCUCGAAUCUUGGUAUUCAAUACCUCAAACGGCAGAGACGGGCCAAACUUGUUGCAAGUUAUUUCUAAAAUACAGUCAUUUGUUGGAUUUGAUCAUGUAAUCUUUACAACCAAUAUGACAUACCGGGAAGGUGACUCGGCAGACAAUACCAACUACACAGUCUCUAUGGCUGAUGUUUUAUCCAUGCAGGCAUUGUUGGCAGAGAGCUGGGUAAAACAAGUCCCUUCAUUCAAUGCUGAAAAUGUUCAUGUUGUUGGAUCACUUGAAGAGGCAACAGAGUGGAUAGUCGAUUACGCCAAAUCGGCACCUGAGACUAAGAAGGUUCAGAUAUUAGCCACUGGCAGUUUGAUUAUGGUUGGAAAUACUCUUACUGUGCUUGGAAUUACACCACAAUAAGAUCACUAUCUUAUACAACCACCACCAACCACGUCAACAUAAUGAACCGAAUAUGAUGAGAUAGCCGAAAACAAAAGGAAAACAAAAGAUAUCAAUUCCGCAUGUGCGUGAAGUAUACAUGCCCUACUUCGAUACACAUGCUCUAUACUUAUAUUUAUCAUUAUUAUUAUCAUUAAUUGAAUGACAAAAAGAAGACUUGUCUAAAAGCUUACAACAAUGUACAUACAAAUUAUCAAGCCGUAUAUAUAUAUAUAUUUACAAGUAAAAUAAAAUUUGGAAAUUAUUAACUG
Molecule: messenger RNA, 1868 nt
Organism: Phycomyces blakesleeanus NRRL 1555(-)
Lineage: Eukaryota; Fungi; Mucoromycota; Mucoromycetes; Mucorales; Phycomycetaceae
Exons: 9
Coding region: 40-1578 (512 amino acids)
Biological process (GO): tetrahydrofolylpolyglutamate biosynthetic process
Cellular component (GO): cytoplasm; mitochondrion; cytosol
Molecular function (GO): ATP binding; tetrahydrofolylpolyglutamate synthase activity
Source: RefSeq, a predicted model, not a curated record